Messenger RNA from Cuscuta campestris, 159 nucleotides. The record is from the annotation of a GenBank genome assembly. Lineage: Eukaryota; Viridiplantae; Streptophyta; Magnoliopsida; Solanales; Convolvulaceae.
CAGGGCCUGGUCAGUGAGGUUAAGACGUGCGCACGAGGGUCUGCGAUCUUGGGUUUGAGGCCAUCGCCCGAGGGAUCCUACCUCCACCGAAUUGAGGCCAUCUUCGGUAUUACGGAUUGAGGCUAUCUCCGUCAUAGGCAAUAAAUGUUAAGUGGUUUG